Messenger RNA from Coccidioides immitis RS, 378 nucleotides. RefSeq lists its product as uncharacterized. The coding region runs from base 1 to 378 and encodes 125 amino acids. The transcript has 3 exons. Lineage: Eukaryota; Fungi; Ascomycota; Eurotiomycetes; Onygenales; Onygenaceae. The record is from RefSeq and is a predicted model, not a curated record.
AUGUCAUCUGCUUCUAACAUUUACAAGAAUAAUGUUCUUUUUGCCAUUAAGCAAUCUGGAUUUAAAUUAUUUGAGGCUCAGAACAAGCUUGAGCAUGUCAAGCAAGAAACUCUCUCUUAUCUUCUUCAUCUUCAAAAACAGAAAAAGCUGCUUUGUGACUGGGCUGACAAAUUUCUUGAGUCCAAGUCAAAGUUUAUAGAGGAUUUGGAAUAUCUUAAGAAGGAGAAGCAGAAAAGAGUGGCUGAACAGACAGAGAUUCAGAGUCUGCUUGCUUUAUUAGAUAAUUCUUCUUUCUCAGAUUCUCUUUCAGUUGUCUCUGAUUUAUUUAUUAAUGCUCUGCUGAUGUAUAAUGGUGCUUUUGUCAAUAAUGAGACAUGA